This is a messenger RNA of Musca domestica (house fly), 2937 nucleotides long. RefSeq names its product glutamyl aminopeptidase-like. Gene Ontology annotation, biological process: peptide catabolic process; proteolysis. The record is from RefSeq and is a predicted model, not a curated record. Bases 99 to 2915 code for a protein of 938 amino acids. Gene Ontology annotation, molecular function: peptide binding; zinc ion binding; metalloaminopeptidase activity. The transcript is spliced from 11 exons. NCBI's taxonomy places the organism in Eukaryota, Metazoa, Arthropoda, Insecta, Diptera, Muscidae. Gene Ontology annotation, cellular component: cytoplasm.
AUUUAGUUUGCCAUGGUCUGUCUUUCAGGCCAGUAAUUGAUUGAGUUGUGACCGUGUGUGUUUGUGAUUAUCCCUAAGAAGGGAAUAUUUUAAUAGAAAUGGCGAAUAUUUUAAAGUAUGUCCUUGGAUCAACAAUCCUAACAAUCACGCUGUCCUUGGUGGCAGCGGAAUUGCCUCGUAGCAUGUUGAAUGGUGAGGCUGCCGCCACAUUUGCGGGAAAUGUAAAUAAUAUUGAAACGGAACUUACAUUCGAAUCUAAAAAAGUUGCGGACAAAUUGCUGGAUGAAACAAAGAUUGACUAUCGCUUGCCCACAGCCAUAAAACCCACAUUCUAUGAUUUGUAUUUGCAUCCCGAUAUCAAAACUGGCAAUUUCACGGGUCAGGAAGUGAUUACCGUCAGCGUUGUUGAGGACACGCAACAAAUUGUUUUGCACUCACAUAAAUUACACAUCAGUUCUGUCUUCACCUCAAGCGGCAGCGUCAAAGUGGCCAGCUAUGAAUUCGAUACUUUGCGUCAAUUUUUAAUUGUCAAUAUGGAGGAGGUAUUGAAGGGUGGCAGCGAAAUGCGUUUGGGCAUUAUUUUUGAAGGUGAAAUGCUGGGAAAGAUUGUUGGCCUUUAUAGGAGCACAUACUCAACACCCAGCAAUGAGAAAAGACACAUUGCCACAUCGCAAUUCGAACCGACCUAUGCCCGUCAAGCUUUUCCCUGUUUCGAUGAGCCAAAUAUGAAGGCAAAAUUCCGCAUUACAUUGGUAACACCAACUGGCGAUAAUUAUCAUGCUCUCUCCAAUAUGAAUAUAGAGAGCACAACAUUUUUGGACGAUUAUACAGAAGUUAAUUUCGCCACCAGUGUUGAGAUGAGUACAUACUUGGCUGUUUUUCUCAUUUCGGAUUUUGCCAGUACCACCAGAACUGUUAAUCCCGUAUAUGGAGAACCAUUUGAUAUUCGUAUUUUCGCAACACAACAUCAGCUAUCGAAAACGGCCUUUGCUGCCGAUACCGCAGCAGCUGUGAUGGAAUAUUUUGUUAAGAACUAUAAGGUUGAAUAUCCUCUGCCAAAGUUGGACAUGGCUGCCAUUCCCGAUUUCUCUUCGAAUGCUAUGGAAAACUGGGGUCUAGUGACAUAUCGUGAGGCGGCUCUUUUGUACGAUCGUGACAUGAGCUCUACUUGGAAUAAACAGCGGGUUGCUGCCGUAAUUGCUCAUGAAUUGGCCCACAUGUGGUUCGGAAAUCUGGUUACAAUGAAUUGGUGGAACGAUCUCUGGCUAAAUGAAGGGUUUGCCCGUUUCAUGGAAUAUAAAGCAAUUAAUAGCAUUAAUCCUGAUUGGGGUUUGCCCGACCAAUUCUUAUUGCAUGCCUUGCAUAGCGUUAUGAAAUUCGAUUCAACGCCAUCCUCCCACGCCAUUGUCCAGCCCGUCGAGACACCCGAUCAAAUCAAUGAAAAUUUCGACACCAUUAGCUAUGAAAAGGGUGCUUCGGUUAUUCGCAUGUUAGAAGACACUGUCGGUGUUGAGAAGUUCGAAGAAGCUGUUACGAAUUAUUUGAACAACUUUAAAUAUAAAAAUGCUGUUACCGAUGAUUUCCUCACCGAAGUGGCAAAUACCAAUCCUGGCUUUGAUGUCAAAUUAAUGAUGCGCACCUGGACCGAACAAAUGGGCUUGCCUGUGGUCAAUGUAAAACGAAGUUCCGCAACCACUUUCGAAAUUACCCAAAAACGUUUCUUUUCGAAUGUUGAAGAUUAUGAGAAGACCUAUGAUGAUUCGGAAUUCAAUUACAAAUGGUCUAUACCCCUUACCUAUUUCUACGAUGCCGAUGCCACAGUGCGUCGCACUUGGUUCAAUUAUGACAAAUCGUCGGCAUCUGUUUCGGUACCAAUUGACACGAAAUGGUUGAAAUUUAAUAGCCAUCAAGUCGGUUACUAUCGUGUCAAUUACGAAGAUGAUAUGUGGCAAGAAAUUAUUUCGGCUUUAGUGGCAUCACCAGAGAAAUUCGAUAUUGCCGAUCGUGCCCAUUUGUUGAACGAUGUCUUUGCCUUGGCCGAUGCCAAUCAAAUUAGCUAUGAUGUCGCCUUAGAUAUGACGAAAUAUUUGGAAAAGGAAUCUGAUUUUGUACCAUGGUAUGUGGCGGCCACUAAACUCCAGGCCUUGCAGGGUAAUCUUAUGCAAACGGAAAUUUACAUGGAUUAUUUGUUGUAUGCCCGAUCGCUGAUCGAAAAAGUUUAUCAGGAGGUUACAUGGAAUGUCGAUGAAAAUAAUCAUUUGAAAAAUCGCCUUCGUGUCAGUGUCAUUACGGCUGCCUGUUCCUUGGGUUUGCCAGACUGCUUGGAUCAGGCCUCAAGUCGCUUCACUGCCUUCUUGGCCGAUCCUACGAAUAAACCUGAACCAGAUCUAAGAGAAGUGAUCUAUUACUAUGGCAUGCAGAGAUUGGGUAAACAACAACAAUGGGAACAAUUAUGGCAACUAUUUUUGGACGAACAAAAUGCCAGUGAAAAACUCAAACUGAUGUAUGGUCUGGCCGGAAUUCGUGAACCAUGGAUUUUGAAGAGAUUCAUUGAUUUGGCUUGGAACGAAGAGAAUGUGCGUAGUCAGGACUAUUUCACUUGCAUUCAAAACAUUGCCGCCAACUCUGUGGGAGAACCCAUUGUCUGGGAAUAUAUUCGUGAAAACUGGUCAACCAUGGUGGCUCGAUUCGGCCUAAAUGAUCGUUACUUUGGCCGCAUGGUGUCGAGCAUAACAGAACGUUUCACCACCGAAACUAAAUACGAAGAAAUGUUGGAAUUCUUUGGCAAAUAUCCUGAAGCCGGAGCUGGUACCACGUCACGUAAACAGGCCUUGGAGAAUGUAAAAUAUAACAUCAAUUGGUUGAAGAGUAAUUUGAAGGAUGUUGAAAAUUGGCUGGAAAAACAAAAGAAUUAAAUUUAAAAAAAAAAAAAAAAAA